Molecule: messenger RNA, 434 nt
Organism: Dentiscutata erythropus
Lineage: Eukaryota; Fungi; Glomeromycota; Glomeromycetes; Diversisporales; Gigasporaceae
Source: the annotation of a GenBank genome assembly
GAUCCACCAUUCCAUCAAAUAUUGAGUCAAAUAUCCCGUCAAAUAUCUUACAAACAUUAGUUACAAAUAUUAACAUAACAUCAAACUGUUUAAGUGUAUUGAAAUCGUUUCCUUUUGAUUCCGACUUUCUUAAAUGUGUCCCAGAGGAUGCUUUUAAACACCUUGUACCUAUUAUUCAUAACUAUAAAGCUAUUGAGCAAGACCCCAAUACAAUACGAAAUUAUUAUGACAAUAUAACAUCAUUCCGUAAUGCUUUAUGUCAAGCACCAAAUUGCUCUAGUGACAAUAACAGAAAUGUAAUUACGAAGUUUGCUGGUGGAUGUGAAGUGGAUGUUGUCCAAAACCACAGCCCACUGGUAUUCUUUUAUUUUAUCUUAAGUCCUUUAAAAGAGCUUGGCCUCUGCAGCAAAGGCUUUCAUCUACCACCAAAAUAA